UUAGAGGCGGGGCUUGCCUCCGGAAGCUGAUGGCAGUUGGAGCUCUGCUGGUAAGGCUCGAUGGCUCCUGGCAAGAGGCUGAAAAAAGAAAAAGUGGAGCUACACUGCGAGUGGGGCCCCUGCCAGUUCAGCACAGCACACAUGGAGGACUUCUGCAAGCAUGUCGAAAGACACCUGAGUGAAGCUGUGGGGGCUGACGAGGAGGAGGCUCUGGAGGAAUACAGCUGCUUGUGGCAGGAAUGUGGAUUUUGUGUGAUGGGUAACCCGGCAGAUCUGGUGCCACAUGUCUACUUUCACUGCUACCACACCAAACUGAAGCAAUGGGGACGCCAGGUUCUUCAAGGACAGGAGGAGCUGGGCUCCUGCAGCCUUGAUGUGCAGAACAGAAACAUCAUCCCUGACAUUCAAGAGAGUUUCACUUGCUUGUGGGAGCAUUGUGAGCAAGACACCUUUGAAAACCCUGAAUGGUUUUACCGUCAUGUGGACAUGCAUGGCUUAUGUGUGGAGGUGCCCUCUGGUGCCAAAGAGGAUGCAGCCUUAACCUGCGGCUGGCGGGGAUGCGAGGCUGCUUUCAGGAGCCGCUUUAAGCUCAGGGAGCAUUUGAGGAGCCACACGCAGGAGAAGGUGGUUGCCUGUCCGACUUGUGGGGGCAUGUUUGCCAACAACACGAAGUUCUUUGAUCACAUCCGACGGCAGACGUCCAUAGAGGGCCAACGCUUCCAGUGCUCCCACUGUUCUAAGCGGUUUGCCACAGAGCGUCUGCUUCGGGACCACAUGCGAAACCAUGUGAAUCAUUACAAGUGCCCACUGUGUGACAUGACUUGCCCCUCGCCCUCUUCCCUGCGGAGUCACAUCAAGUUCAGGCACAGUACAGAGCGGCCUUUCCACUGUGAAUACUGCGAGUACAGCUGUAAGAACAUGGUGGACCUCCGUAAGCACCUUGACACGCACAGCUCAGAGCCAGGGUACCAUUGUGAGUUUGCAGGCUGUGAUUUUGCUGCACGUUCCCUCUUCUCCAUCAAGACCCACUUUAAAAAGGUUCAUGAGGGAGAUCUGGUGCCACGCUAUAAGUGCCAUGUGUGUGAUAAGUGCUUCACUCGAGGAAACAACCUGACUGCGCAUCUGAGGAAACAACACCAAUUCAAGUGGCCAUCUGGACACCCCCGCUUCAGGUACAAAGAACAUGAAGAUGGUUUCAUGCGCUUGCAUCUGAUUCGCUACGAGAGCAUGGAGCUCACUGAGCAGCUGAUGCGGGAGAGAGAGCGGCUGUCUGGGAGGCCAGACGGUGAAGAUGGCUGUACGGAGUAUGUGAUGCUGGGAGCAGCCGAGGCUGAUGGGGGAGGUUUAAGAGGUAUAGUACUCGAUAAUGAAAAUCCAGCAGUGGCCAGGAGUCCAGAAGAUGAUGAGGUUCUUGCCCUCGAUCCCAUUAUUCGUGUAGAGAAUCGGACCAAUGAACACGGCGAUAGUGAAACGGUGUAUUAUGUGCUAAGCAGCUCGGGCCCUGAGGCAGCCAGCACUGCUUCAGACGUUACUGCACACAGCCUGCUGCAGCUGGACAGCGGUGUGCCAUCGGACCUGCAUCCGGGGAUGAUGAGCACAUGAGGGGAGUGUUUAUCGACGUGUGCCUGAGGACUCGCACGGACACUUGUGUUUAAAUUUAAAUAAAGUUCUAAUUGUAUGGAAA
Erpetoichthys calabaricus (reedfish) is the source of this 1684-nucleotide messenger RNA. RefSeq names its product histone H4 transcription factor (gene hinfp). Gene Ontology annotation, molecular function: DNA-binding transcription factor activity, RNA polymerase II-specific; RNA polymerase II cis-regulatory region sequence-specific DNA binding. The transcript is spliced from 10 exons. The record is from RefSeq and is a predicted model, not a curated record. Gene Ontology annotation, biological process: anatomical structure development; regulation of transcription by RNA polymerase II. Bases 61 to 1602 code for a protein of 513 amino acids. Lineage: Eukaryota; Metazoa; Chordata; Cladistia; Polypteriformes; Polypteridae.